Molecule: messenger RNA, 7973 nt
Organism: Anthonomus grandis grandis
Lineage: Eukaryota; Metazoa; Arthropoda; Insecta; Coleoptera; Curculionidae
Gene: Btk29A
Product: tyrosine-protein kinase Btk29A
Exons: 11
Coding region: 863-2377 (504 amino acids)
Biological process (GO): intracellular signal transduction; peptidyl-tyrosine autophosphorylation
Molecular function (GO): protein binding; ATP binding; non-membrane spanning protein tyrosine kinase activity
Source: RefSeq, a predicted model, not a curated record
GGAUUUUGUGUUUUUACCUUUUAUAAAAGUGUAUGACCAGCAUCUGUGGGAUAAUGGAUGAAUUUUUCGAGUUAAAAAAAAUCAACGUGUUGUUUUCUGUGUCCCAGAGGAUAAAAUCAAAACACAAUAGGUCCGGGGAUACUAGGAACUAUUGCCUAACUGUAACCACAUAAUAAAUUUUCAUUUAAAGAUACAUUUCCCUAUCGUCUUUCUCAUUCUCUAAUUCUUCAUGUUCCAGCCAUUUCAGUAAUGAUAGUUACUAUUAGUAAAGCAAAUAAUUUUGAUGAGCCGAGGUUCUGCAAUGAUCUAGAAUGAUCACAGUUUGACAAAAUUCAGUUCUUCUGUCAUUUUUAAGUUCUUGAAGAAUCAGCAUUUUAUAGGGAUGAAAUUUAUGUCCUAAUUUAAGUUAUACUUUUCUGUCUGGGCCCUUUAAUUUCCAAUGCUUUAUCUUUUUUUUAUUUGCGACUGUUUGUACCUGCUUCUCGAAAUUUACAGAUGAAAAGCACUACUAAUGCAUUAAGAUCGGCAACGGUUCGAAAAAUCACCAUAAAACACCCCGUAUGUGGACGGUAUUAUCAAAACGGUCUAUUCUCCCGAUAACAACACCUACGCAAUAUUUUUUACGAUUUGAUUACGGGGUUUAUUACUUAAUAAAUUCACAUACAGUAUUGACGUAUCAUGCCAUUUAUCAGUCAAUAAUACUAAAUGUUUAAAAAAACACACAUACACAAUAUUCUCUCUCUGAUAUUGUUUUGACUAUAUGCUGGAAUUACGUGGGUGACUUUACGAUUUCUGUGAAACCGACUGUUAAAAAGUUUUUUUUUUUUUUAAAUUGCGUUAUGGUUUUACGUGUGAACCGCCGAUGAGUUUUUUUGGGGGCAUGAAGUUUAUGUGCCGCACGUUGUUUUGGAGGUCCAAGAAGAUCGUGGUGAACGGUGAGGGAGUUUCUGGGAUAUGCGCCCAAUCCAGCCCCAUCAUGCCGGGAGGUGGCCCCCCGGGCACUCCCUCCUCCACCCCCAAAGACAAACAAACUGUCCCCAAACGGAAAGUGGUGGUGGCCCUCUACAACUACAAAGCGGUCGAAGCGGAGGACCUCAGUCUCGAGAAGAAUAUGGAGUACGAGGUGAUCGACGAUAGUCAGGAACACUGGUGGAAAGUCCGGGAUUCUAAAGGAAAUAUCGGCUUCAUUCCGAGCAACUAUGUCAAGGAGAAGGAGCUGAUUGGGCUCCAACAGUACGAUUGGUACGUGAACGAUAUGUCCAGACAAAGAUCCGAAUCUCUUCUAAAACAUGAAGACAAGGAAGGGUGCUUCGUCGUCAGGAAUUCCUCCACAAAAGGAUUAUAUACCUUGUCCCUAUACACUAAAAUUCCCCACCCUCACGUGAAACAUUAUCACAUAAAAAAGAACAGCCGGGGCGAGUUUUUCCUGUCGGAGAAGCACUGCUGCAACUCGAUACCGGAUUUGAUCAACUACCAUAAGCACAACAGUGGCGGACUGGCGUCCCGAUUAAAAACCAGCCCUUGUGAUAGACCGGCCCCACCUACAGCCGGACUUAGCCACGAUAAAUGGGAAAUAGACCACCAGGAACUGAUGCUGCACGAGGAACUGGGCUCGGGUCAAUUCGGGGUGGUGCGACGGGGCAAAUGGCGGGGAACCACCGACGUCGCCGUAAAAAUGAUGAAAGAGGGCACCAUGUCCGAAGAUGAUUUUAUCGAGGAAGCCAAGGUUAUGACGAAACUGCAGCACAGCAACUUGGUGCAACUAUACGGAGUGUGCAGCAAAAAUAGGCCAAUUUUCAUAGUGACGGAAUACAUGAGGCACGGGUCUCUCUUAAACUACUUGCGGAGACACGAGACGUCUUUGUCGACGAACCAGGGACUGUUGUUAGAUAUGUGCAUACAGGUGUGUAAAGGGAUGUCGUACUUGGAAAGACACAAUUACAUACAUAGGGACCUGGCGGCGAGAAACUGCUUGGUCGGUACUGAAAAUAUCGUUAAGGUUGCCGAUUUUGGAUUGGCAAGGUACGUAUUGGACGACCAGUACACGUCUUCUGGUGGAUCGAAAUUCCCUAUUAAAUGGGCCCCUCCGGAGGUCCUGAAUUAUACUCGGUUCUCGUCAAAAUCGGACGUUUGGGCAUACGGUGUAUUAAUGUGGGAAGUGUUUACCUGUGGCAAAAUGCCUUACGGCAGGAUGAAAAACUCUGAAGUGGUGGAGAGAGUGCAGAAUGGCAUUAUACUAGAGAAACCCAAAGCUUGUUUUAAGGAAGUAUAUGAUGUGAUGAAGAAAUGUUGGUCGCCCCUACCAGAAAACCGGCCGUCGUUCCGCGUAUUAAAAGACACCCUGAUGAGCGUCUCGCAGGGCAUCUUAGUCGAUUGACUGGCCCAGUUGGUGUGCGACACGGUGGCGAGACGGGGCGUCGCCCCUUUGGACGACGGCGCCCCCAGCAGUAGCAGCAGCAGCAGCGUCGUAGCAGCGGCCUCCUCUCACCACCAGCCCGCUCCCCAGGACGGCUACGAGGAGGCGUGGCUCGGCUUUUGCCGCACGCUGUGCAGGGAGGCGCGCAGGACACGCAGGAGGACCAACUACGAGGUUCCGUAAAAAAAAAAAAAACAAACAAACAGAGGGCGUUCAUUUCAGUUUUUUUUUAUUAUUAUUAUCGUUUAAAUGAUUCCGAUAUUUUUUUCAAGGCACUCGGGGACUUACAUAUGUUGUUUUUGUAAAACUUGCCUCGAGUUGUUGUAGUCAAUAUUUGAACGUGUUGAAAAAGGUAUCGGGGUGAUGCUGGCGAAGGUCACUAUUAAUAGAAUAUGUUGCCGCGGUUUAUUUAUUUUUUAGAAAUUAAAUGCGAGGGAGGAUUGAAAAGAUUCCAUGUUUUGAUGAAAUUUCUUUGAAGCUUUUAAUUUAAUAAUACCAUAAGUCCUAUAAAGUGGAGCUACAUUGAGACACUUUUAAAUGUUUUUGUUGAUAUAUGAUUGACUGCGCCCUGAGGUAAAUUUUGAAGCAUAAUUUCACAUGCAGCACGUCGAUUGUUCCAAUCACGUUCUGAUAAUUCCUGUUCCAGAACCAUCUUGUAUGGAUGAAAACGAAGAUCCUUGUGAAGAAUUCUUCGCACAGUGCGGUCAGAUAAACGAAGGGCAGCUGCGGGUCUCCGUGCAGGACGUCUAGGUGACCGUAAAAAUGAGCGUCUCACAGUCUCGAUGUUUUCGGGUGUCCGAGCUGUCCGUCGCCGUCCACCUCCUUUUUUGAUAACGGAUCCAGUUUCUCUGAAGUUCUUGACCCACAACACAAUUGAUUUUCGGUCCGGGACUCCUUCAUUUCGCGGAAUUUGGAACCUUAUCCGGAACGCUCGUUGCGCAGCAAUAACUGACCGAUUUUCGCGGAGGUACACUUCGACGGCGAAUGCGCGCUCUGCGUUGGUCCACAUGAUGCUUCAGACUAAAACAUGUUUAAACAAAACUGUUUCCCAUACGGCUCUUAGUGGCGCACAGUGACGACUUUUGCUAAUCUAGGGGAACAAAAGUAUUACUUUGUAAUAGACACAAUUUUUGUGUGCCAAAUUUAUAUUUUAUGCAUAUAUUAGUAAAGAGAAGUAAUUUUUAAGCAGUACCGUGCGCAGGGGGCAAGCCCUCCCCCCUCCUAGUGCUCAAAAAUUAACUCUUUUAAAAAGCAAAUCCCUCCAAUACUUUUUGGGUAUAUAAUAGUUAGGUUAUUUUAAAAAAAUACCCAACGACCCCCCCCCCCCCCUCCCCCCUGAAACACCCCUCCCAGAACCACUGUUUUAAGCUUACAUUUUUUUAAUAUAAAACAAAAAAUAUCUCAAUAUUUUUUUUAUUAAUUGAAAAUAUUCUAAGCUGUCUUUAAAGAUCUGUAUUGUAGUAUUCAAGUAUUUCUAAUUAAAAUAAAUUAGAUAAUAAUUAUUCUUUUGCUUACAUAUUACAAAAAAGAUAAAUAUUUUCUUAAGUCUAAACACAAAUUAAAAAUUGGCUACAAAAUUUUGGUUUGAAAACAAUAGAUACUUGAAUAGUAUGUAAAAUAAAUUAAAUAGUUAUUCUGAACAUAUAAAAAAAAGUUCAAUAAAAAUUAAAGACUUAAUCAGUCUCACUGUCACUAUUAUGAUCGCUAUCGAUAUCGCUCUCAUAAAUUCUUUCCAAUUCCAUAUCUGGUGCUUUUAAAAGACCCAAAGCCUCAGGUGAAAACUGUUUUAAAGGUUUACUAGUUUUAUUUCUAAAGCUAUUUAUUACUGGAUCUGAUGCCACUAAAAGAUGAUGCAUUAAAUCCUGCAUUGUAGCUUUCCUGGAAAAUUUUCUGGUGUUGUAUUCUCGCACUUUCUUAAUAUCUUUAUGCAUGCACUCUUGCGCAUCUUCGGAUAGUUGUCCAAUUGGGAUUAACGCAUUUUUUAUGAUGGCUGAGCCAUGUACCAAGAUUUUAUGCACAGUCACCGGCAAAUAGUACCAACUGUAGUGUUCUAAGUACAUAGCUAGAGUUCGGUCUGCAUAAAUCUGAUAUUUUUCUGGAUCAAUUUCAAACCCAGAGGAUAGUACCUGAAGAAGUAUUGCAAAUUUUUUUAUUAACUCCAGGUUCACUCCAGUAAUUAGGCUUGAAGUUUCAGGAUUGUCGAAGAAUUUACGGGCCGUAUUCCCGUCAUUACUGGAUCCGAAACCCUGCUUUACAGUGUCAACCAAAAUAUUUAAUUCUUGUUUAAAUCUUUUUUGCACUUGUUCUUUUUUCUUGUUUGCUAUUUCUUUAUCACUUCCUUUUGCUUGCCAUUUUUUGAAUUCUAAUCUGUAAGAUAUUUUAAGAAGACAUUCCAUUGUUCUGAUUCGUGCAUGUAAAGAAGAUAUACCAAAACUAUAUACUUCUGACUUGGCUUGUUUAUUUAAAAAUUUGUUUGGGUCAUUCAUUUCUUUCGGUCCACAGCCACAAAUAUAGCACUUUUGUGAUGCAAUGUGCAAAAGGGAAUUACAAAUUUUUGUGUCAACCAUGGUAAAGGAAAGAUUUGGUGUAAUUCUUACAGUAUUAUUAUUUUCGAGAUCAUAAGAACAUUUUUUUAACUGUGAAAUUUGCGAUUUAAUCUUGUCUGUUUCAGUUAUAAUAAGUCCUUCGGUUUCUUUUUUUUGCAAAAGCUUAACUGGUCUGCAGAAUCGGGUGCUUGCUGGAGUCGGAUUUUGCCAUAAAAUAUGUUGUUUGCCCUCUGACUCAUAAGAUAAUCGAAUUGGAACAAGGGAAAUUACAAAAAUUGCACUGUCAUCUUCAUUUUCGCAAUUUUCCAUUAAAUAACGUUGCUUGUAGUUAGUAUAACCACUGCUUCCAUCGCAACCCCAUUUUAACAAAAGUUGCAGUUCAGCAUCACCAUUGCAAAAUUGAUUAAGAUCUUCAUUCUGAACGGUACAAAGCCUAUUUAUGGUAUGAUCCAACAGCGAUUGCAGAAUGAUUUCUGCAGAAAUGUCUGUCACGGUAAUAUUUUCAGGAUAACAAUUUUUUUUUGCCUCAAUUAUACCUUUAUCAUACGAGGGUAACAGUUUUAUACCACGACCUUUUAGUUUUUGAUAGACGCUUAUAUAGGACCUCCUGCUCAUUUUACCAUCUAAGAACAUGGCCAAUGCCUCAUUCUUUGAGAAAUUUUCAAAAUUAUUAUUAGUUGAAGUCCUUUGCUCGGCUUUUUUUAGUGCUGUGGCAGCGGUAUUUCGUUCAGAGGCAACCUUUCUUACUAUCAAAGCAGCAUCCCUUUUUCCCUCUGCAUAAAGUUUCACUUGUGCCGCAUACAAAAUUUCUUCUCUUGAGUGCGACUGGAGUAAUCCUUCUAUUUUUUUUCUCUUAUUUUUUUUACAAAGUUCUUCAAAAUUUUUCUGUGGUCUUCCCAUUUUUGAGGUUGAUGGUUGUUCAGCUUGCUCAGCAUUCAAAUCAAAAUUUAUUUGUUGAUUAAGCCAAUUGAAGUUUAAUUCUAGAAAUUUUUUUUCAAUUCGAUAACUUUUUUCCCACUUUUCAGCAAAUUUGUAUCCUAACUUUUUUAGCUUUUCCUUAAUUGAAUUUUCUGAGUCUUCUGGAAGCAUAUCCACAUUAUAUCUUGACAGAAAAUAUGUAUACAUUGCUUCAUUUUUGAUAUCUUUUGAUUUCUCGGUGCGCCAAGCAUCAAACAGGUUUCUGUGAGUAAUGACAACCUCAUCUAAAAAUUGAGAAAAAAAAACAAAGUUGCAAAAAGUUGCAAAUUUUUAUUUUUGUAUUUGAAAGAACAUUGCCGAGGGACCAUAUAAAUUUUUUUAAUUUUACUGGAAUCUGCUGGACUCAAAAUAUAUGACUAGUUGUAAUCAAUUUGUUAAAAUUUAAAAAAUUUUGACAUAUCUAAUAAAAAAAAUUAAAAUCUUAUAUAACGCUACUCAAAUUUUAAAAAAAUCAUACUGUUUGCAAAAGUACAUACCUACAUCCAUUUUAUAAAAUAGGAACCGAAACAACAAACCAAUACACUUUUCACUACGAGCCUUUUACAACUACUUGAAAUUGCAAAUAAAAACUGCUAUAACAUAAACACUUCAGAAAUGCUUUACAUUCUUAUCAAUUAAACCGAUAAGAACUUAUAAUUUUUUGCUUUUUCGUUUGGAUUCAUGCGAGUUCGGCAUAUUUUUAAAAUAUUUCGAGCAAAAAUUAAAUGAACUAUUUUUUCUAAAAAAAUACUUUUGUUCCCCUAGAUUGCCAAAAGUAGUCACUGUGUGGCGGUAGCCCCACUAUUCUGCGACGCCGCACGGCAUUACAAGGGAAGGUUAAAAAUAGAGAGACAGUUAUGCCGCACCCUAUAGAUACCAUUGUUUUAUCUUGUAUAGCAAAAACUGCUAAACUCAUCUCGGGGUAAUGUGCACAACAUAGCCAUUGCAUGUUGUGGUGCUAAAAGUAAACUUACUUACUUUAGCGUAACUAUUUUCCACAGUUUGCAACCGUUUUUACACUUAAAGGAAACUUUUCAUUCCCCCUUGAUAAAAAAGUAAAAAACACCCAGAAUUUCAAUUAGAAAAAAAAACAACACACAGACUGAACAAUAAAAACGUCGCGCCAAAUAAUAAAUUUAAGGUUUAGUUUUAAAAAAAAUAUAUUUAGAGCCUUAGGCACUGGCAGAAAUAUUACUCGAGUAGUUUUUUGUAACUAACUAUCCGUAUGGAAUUGUAAACCACUGGCACAAAAAAAACGGUUGUUAUUUUGGUAAAAAUUUGACAAUAAUACGUGUUUCUAAUGCACUUAGUACGUGACGUUGCACCCCAUAGCCAUAAAAUAUUAUAUGGAUCGUUCUGCUCAAAAAUCGGAAUUAUUCAAGUCGGUGGGGCCAAAACGACAACGCGUAGCCAAAAAAUUAAGUCUACUGCCUACUAUAAUGAAUUAUUAUUAUUAUUAUGAAUAAAUUGAGAUAUUUUUUCAUUGUCUAGACUUGUAAGAUCACGGUCAUGGAUGCGAGAUAUUAUUAUACUAUAACAUCAUUACCACACAUUAGAUUAUAAUAAGCACUGUGUCCAUUAAUGUUCUAGAUGUGAAGUAGACUCGAAUUGUCCACGGUGUAAAUUUAGUCAGUGUUUAGGAUUCUUAGUAAAUAUUAGUUACGGAAUUCUUGUUUUAGUUCUUCCAUGGUGGAUCCUCAGAAAACAUCUUCUAUCGUUUAGUUAGAUUUUAAUUUUAGAUAAAACAUUGGUGUGAUAAAAGUUAUAUAAGCAUUUAUAUUAUAUAGUCUUGUUUUUAAGAUAUAAUUACAAUUCCAUAUUAAGAUUUUGCUAUCGUUUUUUUUUACCAGUUACCAGCCCAUAUCUCAAAAGCAUAAAUCAUAUUAUCAAAGCAUAUACACAUUAUAAUAAUAUAACAUGUUAGUAUGAAUUAAUAGUCGGUUUUGUACUCACAAAUGUAUCGUCAUCAGACCGUUUUUUACUUUGCUAUAAAACUUCCUUAUUGAUUUUAUUUAUAUUUAGGUAGAUUUGUAUAAUAAAAGAAUAUGCAUUUA